UCGUGUCAACGGUAUCGCUGCUCUAUGUAUAGUCAGUUACAUUUUACCAGACGUUUACAAAAAGUUAUUGGAAAAUUUUUAAAUAACAUUCAUUUGUGCCAUGGAAUAUUGGUCGAUGUUAUUAUCGAUAGCGAUUGGAGUGAUCAGCAUUCAUUAUCUUUUUAAAAAUUUUAAUUUCUUUAAAAGAAAUGAUAUUAUACACUUACCGCCUCUUCCAUUAUUUGGAUCUACGAUAUCGAUGGUAUUCCGUCGAAUAUCAUUCUUCGAUUUCAUGCUGAAGAUAUAUAAUUGUUAUCCAAACGCAAAGUAUUUUGGAUUCUACUUCACGACAACUCCAGUCUUUCUGCUCCGUGAUCUGGAACUCAUUAAAUCCGUUCUUGUUAAAAAUUUCGAUGCAUUUCCAGAUCGUCGUGGUUUCGCCGAUUUUAACGAUCCUUUAUUUGAAAAAAAUUUGUUUUCUCUUCAUGGAGAAAAAUGGCGGAACGUGAGAAAUCUGUUGAGUCCUUCUUUUACUUCCAGCAAGAUGAAAAUGAUGUUCACAUUGAUGUCAGAAUGUGCUGUGGAUUUUGCCAAAUUUCUGUCAACAUCAGCAGAUAAAGGCGGUAUAAACAUGAAAGAUGUCUGCUCUAAAUAUACAACCGAUGUCAUUGCUACAUGUGCGUUUGGAAUCAAAGUCAACUCUAUGAAAGAUCCAACAAACAAAUUCUAUAUUUACGGCAAGGAGGCGAGUAACUUCACAGGGGUUCUUCGUGGUAUAAAGUUCUUUUUUCUUGAAACAUUUCCAAAACUCGGACGAAUUCUCAAUGUGAAAAUUAUGAAGAAUUAUGUUUCGGACUUCUUCAAGGAUAUUAUAAGGACUACAAUCGCCACUCGUGACGCAGAACACAUUACGCGUCCGGAUAUGUUGCAGUUGAUGAUGGAUAUCAGAGGCAAAGAAGGUCGAAGAGAACUAGACAUCGACGACAUGACUGCGCAAGCGUUCAUCUUCUUCCUCGGCGGUUUCGAGACGACUUCAACUGCAAUGUGCUUCGCAGCUCAUGAAAUUGCAGCUAAUCCAGAAGUUCAGACGAAAUUACAACAAGAAAUCGACAAGGUUUUAGAGGAGUCGAACGGAGAAGUGUCUUACGAAACUAUUAAUCGGCUCGAAUAUUUAGAUGCGGUGAUAUGUGAGACUCUUAGAUUAUAUCCACCAGUCGCCAUUUUAGAAAGGUUAUGUGAAAAAACUUUUGAGUUACCACCUGCAUUGCCGGACGAGAAACCUUUUAUGAUGAAGAAAGGUAUGCUUGUUUGGAUUCCUGUUCUUGCAAUCCAUCAUGAUGAAAAGUAUUAUGACAAUCCGAAGAAAUUUGAUUCAGAAAGAUUUUUAAACAAUAAGAUGAACAAUUCUUCGAAUUAUAUGCCAUUUGGAUUAGGACCGAGAAUGUGUAUAGCAAACAGAUUUGCCAUGUUGGAAGUCAAAGUUUUAUUGUUUCAUUUAUUAGCGCAAUGUGAACUGAAACCUUCUGUGAAAACUACGUCACCAAUAAAAUUCUGUAAAGACUCUCUUCCAAGAUUGAUGCCGGAGAAUGGAUUCUGGUUAAAUAUUCAGCGUAGAAAAAAUAUUUAUUCUAUACAGGCAUCUACAAUAAUGGAUAGUUAGGUUU
Atta colombica is the source of this 1643-nucleotide messenger RNA. Its product is annotated as cytochrome P450 9e2-like. NCBI's taxonomy places the organism in Eukaryota, Metazoa, Arthropoda, Insecta, Hymenoptera, Formicidae. The transcript has a single exon. The record is from RefSeq and is a predicted model, not a curated record. The coding region runs from base 101 to 1639 and encodes 512 amino acids. Gene Ontology annotation, molecular function: monooxygenase activity; iron ion binding; oxidoreductase activity, acting on paired donors, with incorporation or reduction of molecular oxygen.